GCUGUCCGUUUGGGCCACCUGGCCUCCUGGGACCACUGCCCUCCAUUGAUAGGGAGAAGCCACCUUCUCCUGCCCUGGCCCUUAACCUGGGGCAGCCGCAGAGCAUGGAUCCCUCCUGAUUCUAUUCUUGGCCCCAUGAUUCUCACAGUCAAGCUGCUUCUGGGCCGGAGAUGCAGCCUGAAGGUGUCUGGGCAAGAGAGCGUGGCCAUGCUGAAGAAGCUGGUGUCGGAACGACUGCAGGUGCCCGAGGAGCAGCAGCACCUGCUUUUCCGGGGCCAGCUUCUGGCUGAUGACAAGCGUCUCUCCGACUACUGCAUCGGGCCCAAUGCCUCCAUCAAUGUCAUUAUGCGGCCCUUGGCAAAGACGGCAGCUGCAGAGGCCCACCAGCCACAGCCUUUGUGGCACCAUCUGGGCCUGGUCCUGGCCAAACACUUUGAGCCCCACGACACCAAGGCAGUGCUGCAGCUGCUGAGGCGGGAGCAUCAGGAGCGCCUGCAGAAGAUAAGCCUGGGGGACCUGGAGCAGCUGGCACAGUACCUCCUGCUGCAGGAGCCGUUAGUGGAGCCUGCAGGGGAGAGGGGGCCUGAGGCUGAGACCUCAGAGCCCCAACACAAGAAGGAGGAGACGGAGGAGGAGAUAGGGGAGGAGGACCAGGAGGACAAGGAGGAGGGGAAGGCUGAUCAGUAAACUGGCCCAUCGUACUCAUUUGCAUGCUCAAA
Molecule: messenger RNA, 719 nt
Organism: Canis lupus familiaris (dog)
Lineage: Eukaryota; Metazoa; Chordata; Mammalia; Carnivora; Canidae
Gene: UBL4B
Product: ubiquitin like 4B
Exons: 1
Coding region: 136-687 (183 amino acids)
Molecular function (GO): protein binding
Source: RefSeq, a predicted model, not a curated record